Penicillium malachiteum is the source of this 411-nucleotide messenger RNA. Its product is annotated as fungal specific transcription factor domain-containing protein. The record is from RefSeq and is a predicted model, not a curated record. The transcript has a single exon. NCBI's taxonomy places the organism in Eukaryota, Fungi, Ascomycota, Eurotiomycetes, Eurotiales, Aspergillaceae. Bases 1 to 411 code for a protein of 136 amino acids.
AUGAUUGAUCGAUAUAGUUCAAUCACAUUGAUACGCCCCUUUGCAAUCCCUGAGAGAUACAUCCGAAUCGGCUUCCCAGUGGAUGCGAACGAUGAGGAAAUUGAAGCUGCAGAGGCCUCUGGCGCCUUUCUUGACUUGGACUCAUUUGGCUCCGCAUCUGCUCUGACAUCAACAACAAUGAGAACAACUGAGAUGUCUGUAUUCUUUGCUUGUCUCAGACUACGUCAGAUUACCUCACGAAUUAAUAUCGAAUUUGGUGGCAAAAAAACCCGUCAAGGCGGGAAAAAUGAUACCACAGCGAGAGGCGUUAUCUACACCGGUUUGGACAAACUACUAAAGGAUUUGCAACAUUGGCGAUCAUCCACGCCAGUUUUCCAUAGCCCGAAAAACCUCUAUGAGAUGCAAGAUUGA